Coffea eugenioides is the source of this 1522-nucleotide messenger RNA. Its product is annotated as iron-sulfur protein NUBPL. Gene Ontology annotation, molecular function: ATP-dependent FeS chaperone activity; 4 iron, 4 sulfur cluster binding; ATP binding. The record is from RefSeq and is a predicted model, not a curated record. The coding region runs from base 378 to 1274 and encodes 298 amino acids. The transcript is spliced from 8 exons. Gene Ontology annotation, biological process: iron-sulfur cluster assembly; mitochondrial respiratory chain complex I assembly. NCBI's taxonomy places the organism in Eukaryota, Viridiplantae, Streptophyta, Magnoliopsida, Gentianales, Rubiaceae. Gene Ontology annotation, cellular component: mitochondrion.
CCAAACCUAUAUAAAAGCUCAGAAAAAGAAAAAAAAGAGAGAAAGAAGAAAAGGUGGGAAAAAGGGAAUCCCUUAAAAGAAGUUGGGGGGAAGAGAAAAUUACAAAUGAAUCAUUUAUGGCCUCGCGUAAAAGAAACAAAAAGGCCUCCUACUUGAUCUAGUACUAAUUACUACGUGAUUACUGCUCGGCCUGGUCCGGUGUGGACUUUCUAUGAUGGGUCUGUGGAAAAAGAGUUUCGUUCUUUUCCAACAGCCCAAUACCUCACCCAUGUUCCGUUAAAAUCUACAACGGGUUUCUGAUAAAAUUUUCUUCCUUUCUUCUUUCUUGGGAUUAAUUUCCUCUUUUCGAUUUAUAUUUAGUAAAGCGUUAUUUAUUCAUGAAGGGUUUAUCAAGAUAUUUAACUCUGAAGCAAAGGUGUGUGAGGAAUUUCUCGGUGCAAAUUGGGAAGGGACCAAAUGCCAAAGACCUCAAAAUCGAUGGAAUUAAGGACAUCAUAGCAGUUGCUUCCGGGAAAGGCGGUGUUGGCAAGUCCACUACAGCUGUUAAUUUAGCUGUUUCACUUGCCAAGAAGUGUCAACUUAAAGUUGGGUUGCUCGAUGCUGAUGUAUAUGGACCGUCAAUUCCACUAAUGAUGAGACUUCGGGGAAAGCCUGAAGUUAGUAUAGAUAAGAAAAUGAUUCCAAUUGAAAACCAUGGAGUGAAAUGUAUGUCAAUGGGAUCUCUGGUUGACGUUGGUGCAGCAAUCGUUUGGAGGGGUCCAAUGGUUAUGAAAGCUCUUGAACAGAUGACAAGGGGAGUUAACUGGGGAACCUUGGAUGUUCUUGUGGUUGAUAUGCCCCCUGGUACUGGUGAUGCUCAGAUAUCUAUUUCCCAGAGGCUGCAACUGUCAGGAGCAGUAAUUGUUUCAACUCCUCAAGAUGUUGCACUACUGGAUGCUCGAAGAGGGGUGAAAAUGUUCUCUCAAGUCAAUGUACCAAUCCUUGGACUCUUGGAGAACAUGAGCUAUUUUAAAUGUCCCAAAUGCGGAGAACCUUCGGAUAUUUUUGGUAAGGGAGGGGCGCGCAAAACAGCAGAGGAAAUGGGUGUGCAGUUUCUGGGGGAGGUGCCGUUGGAGGUUGGCAUCAGAAGCAGUUCUGAUGAAGGUGUUCCUAUUGUAGUAUCAGACCCUGAAUCUGUAGUCUCGCAUGCGUACGGUGAUGUGGCCGAGAAAGUUGCCAAUAUACUUGACGAAUUGGCCAAGGAGCAGCAAUUCCGACCAGAGAUAGUACUGUAGAGGUCGCAGUGAGCUGCUGUUUAACAUCAACUUUGUGCUUUUUACAGCUUUUGAGAUGGGAACAUCGGGUGGUGGUGAAAGCCGGACUUGGGAAUGGGCCGCUGCUGUUGUGGUUAAUUAUCUCAGGGAAGAAGAAACUGAAACAUGUAUAAUCCCGUCAAAGGUGUGGUUGUAUUAUGCAUUUGCUGCAGCUGCUUGAAAGUGCAGCUUAUUAUUGCAAGGUUGCUGCAAGUCUCGGGCGGGCAAAA